AUGGCGCAAGCGCCGCCGGAACCAGGUGGCCAGCCGCCGGACGUGGCAAUGGAGGAGAAUGACAUCCCAAACCAUGUAGCGAAGAAACCUCGUUCAACCAAAAGAUCUUUUGCAAAUGCGGUGGCGUCUAUGAACAUCCCAGUUAUGGAGGAUACAAGUCGAGUUGAUGAUAAUGUCUGGGCUUUUGAGGAUCCCGAAAUCGACUCAGACUCAGACCUCGACGCGAUUGAUGCCAACGAUGACAGACCUCGGGUGAGGUUUUCUAAGGAACUACGUAAAGAACUCUGCAGUGCUUGGAAGAUGGCACUAAUCAUAACGUACUUGGGAAAGAACAUCAACUUUCACGUUCUUAAUCAGAGGCUCCCUACCAUUUGGGGUCUGCAGGGAAAGAUUACGCUUAUUGACAUCGGUUAUGGAUGCUUUGUCGCUCGGUUCGAUAAUAAGAAUGAUUAUCUCCAUGCGCUACUGGAUGGGCCGUGCAAGAUAUACGACAAUUACCUGGUGAUUCAGAGGUGGGAACCGGAGUAUAGACCUUGUACUGCAAAGCUGUCGAAAAUGGCGGUCUGGAUCAGGCUCCCAGAGCUGCCAAUGGAAUACUUCAGAGAUGAUACGAUUCGAAGCAUAUUAGAAAGUGUGGGAAAACCACUCAAGCUUGACAGGACAACCACCGUGGCAUCAAAGGGAAGGUUCGCUAGAGCGGCGGUGGAAGUUGAUCUUAAUAAACCCCUCGUCUCAGAGAUAUGGGUUCAAGACUCCGUCCAAACUGUUGAGUAUGAAGGGCUUCACAUUGUCUGUUUUGGCUGUGGCAUAGUCGGCCACCGGGAACAAUCUUGCCCCGCUAGCAAGACGACUACAACAGAUACUCCGAACAUGGAUCUUAAUGAAACGCCAAUGCCUGAGGCUGAGGGAGUGCCUCAGGUGGAUAGCUCGCCGUUCUCCCCCGAUAACGAACCAGAGUAA
Molecule: messenger RNA, 960 nt
Organism: Ipomoea triloba (trilobed morning glory)
Lineage: Eukaryota; Viridiplantae; Streptophyta; Magnoliopsida; Solanales; Convolvulaceae
Exons: 1
Coding region: 1-960 (319 amino acids)
Molecular function (GO): zinc ion binding; nucleic acid binding
Source: RefSeq, a predicted model, not a curated record